Ornithorhynchus anatinus (platypus) is the source of this 1479-nucleotide messenger RNA. RefSeq names its product membrane-spanning 4-domains subfamily A member 8-like. Gene Ontology annotation, biological process: cell surface receptor signaling pathway. Bases 325 to 1050 code for a protein of 241 amino acids. The record is from RefSeq and is a predicted model, not a curated record. Gene Ontology annotation, cellular component: plasma membrane. The transcript has 8 exons. Lineage: Eukaryota; Metazoa; Chordata; Mammalia; Monotremata; Ornithorhynchidae.
ACUUACUCAAAUGAGGGAAGGAAAAAGAGGCUUGGUUUACUGGGAGCAGAAAGGUGCUGCUUGCAGGUAACAAAGGAAAACGGACCUUGGAACUAAACAGAGCCCGGAAGUUAGUGGAGGCAAUUUGGAUAUAAGACGUUUAGCAUCAAUAAACCUUUGUCAGUGGCUGAGAUAAAGACCGAGAGCGAAGAGGGUGGAAAGGUCCUGACACAGCCAGGAGCCCGCGGGUUUGGAUCGCCACAGAUUGCUUCACCUCUCUGACCUGGAAGAGUUACACUACUUGGGAUUACUUCCUCGAUCGGCUCAAGUAAAGUGGAGGCACUCAUGGCAUCAGGGCCUGCAAGCAGUGCGGGGUUUGGAGCGGCUCCCAAGGGUGGCCUCAGUCAGCACCGGGUGGAGUCUCCGAUGAUCUUCCGUAACCUGCCCCCGGAGCCGGAACCGGAGCCCCGAUGGCCUGAGAAGCUGAUGAGCACGAACCUGCUGCCCAGGUUUUUGGAAGAACACAACCAGGUGAUGGGGAGCGUCCAGAUCAUGAUUGGCCUGAUCCACAUCGCCCUGGGAUUCAUCCUGGGGAAAAUGACACCUGGAGGCUAUGACUCCCUCUCUUUUCGAGGAGGCUAUCCAUUCUGGGGAGGCAUCUCGUUCAUCAUUUCAGGAUCCCUCUCUGUGCAUAUCGUAAAGCACGUUACACCGUAUAUGGUGAUCAUGAGCGUGGGGAUGAACGUGACCAGUGCUAUCGUGACGGUGAUCGGUAUCAUUCUUUUCACCGCAGAACUGAUUGCCAAUGGUUCCGACCUGGUCACCGUGUCCUGGGGAAAGAUUCCUGGGAGAGGAAUAUCAAUAAUCCUGCUGCUCUUCUCUGCCCUGGAACUCGCAAUCACGUGCUUAGCCUCCCAUUUCGGACUCCUGCCAUGUACCUGGAACAGGAAUGGGGGGACUACGGUUAUUUCAAAUGCUCACGCUGGCAAUCCUCCAGCUGCCUCUACAUCCGUGCCUCCUGAACCAAUUUAUUCCAAUACGGUGAACGCUUCCAUGAUGGGAUCACGAUGACGUCCUGCAGAUCUCCGACUCGUGGCCAUCUGCGUCGCCCAUUCCCUCCCGGUCCCGAGACUCCGCUAGGGGAGAGCGGCUCGGUCUCCAGGGUCCCUGCGUGGGGCUCCCAGCUCUCCUCCUGGGAAGGAGGGGAGGCGAGAGGAGGACUCCCCGGAAGCGCUGCUGGAACCUUCCAGCCCGAGUCUUCCCCAGUCCUCUUCCGCCAGUAAAGAAUAAAGCUCACUGUGGACAGGGAAUGUUGUGAUAUUGUACUCUAAGUGCUUAAUCCAGUAAGCCCUCAAUAAAUACAAGUAAAUGAAUGGCAAAGGAUGAUGACAAUUUAGCCUUCUCUGGGGCUGGGGGUAUGUGAGACUGUGUGCGUAAAGUUGAGAUGAUGAAAUCCAGAUUGAAUCUUCUGAUAAAAUCUAAUUCAUCCUUCAGCCAACA